CACACUUCCGGGUAAGGUCCGUGGCGCCUAUGACUGAGUGUAUGUAAUGCCGUAGACCGUGCAGUAAUCGGAUGCACAGCACAGGAAGAAGCAAUACGUAUAGUUUUGCUAUAUGCUUGUUGAUAGAUCCAUUUAAAAUGAUGAGCAGGAUACAAAUUCACAGCAUUCAAGUUUUCUAUAUUUCAGUUUCUUUAUAAAUAAGCAUACAUUCAUGUUAGGUUAUACACUUUUCAGAAAUAUAAUAUGGACAAGCUUGAAGGUUACUACUUCUCUGCCCUGUUUAGCGGCUGCUUUUUGCUCUCCAGUUUACUAUUCUCCAAAAUCACCCGUGAACAGAGGGAUCCUUACAUGGAUGAGAUCUUUCACAUCCCCCAAGCACAACUUUAUUGCCAAGGCCACUUUAACCAGUGGGAUCCAAUGAUCACAACCCUUCCUGGCUUAUAUCUAGCAUCUGUUGGCAUGGUCAAACCAGCUUCUUGGCUCUUUGGAUGGAGCAAAAAUGUAGCUUGCUCCUCUGGGAUGCUGCGGUUCGUUAACCUUCUUUUCAGCUUAGGCAAUUUAUACAUGCUCUAUUUAAUUCUUUGCAAGAUAAACUGCAAAAACAAGGUUUCAAGCAUCAAAAAAAUCUUGUCCACCCUGACUUUAUAUGUUUUUCCAACUCUCUAUUUUUUCACAUUUCUCUACUAUACAGAUGCUGGAUCUACCUUUUUUGUUCUCUUUGCAUACUUAAUGUGUCUGUAUGGGAACCAUAAAAGUGCAGGUCUCUUGGGUCUGUGUGCUUUCUUUUUUCGCCAGACAAACAUCAUAUGGAUUAUAUUCUGUGCUGGAAAUGUCAUUUCAGAAAAACUAACAGAAGCAUGGAAAACUCACCUCAAGAAACGAGAUGAAAAGCCUUCUGCCAGGGUAUCAUUUUCUGAAGCAGUGCAAGCUUUAGUGUUUCUUUUCCAGUACUGCUUGUCUGUGAGGAAUAUAUUCAUGCUUGUCCAACUAACAUGGCCAUAUAUUGCUUUAGUUCUUGGGUUUUUUGCUUUUCUGGCAUUCAAUGGUGGAAUAGUUGUUGGAGAUAAAACAAGCCACGAGGCCUGCUUAAAUUUCCCGCAGCUUUUCUAUUUCCUUUCUUUUACACUUGUUUUUUCAUUUUCUCAUCUCUUUUGCCCUCAAAAGCUGAAGGACUUCAUUAAAUCUGUUUGGAAGCGACCUCUGAUUUAUAUGGCAUUAGCUGGCAUCUCCGUCAUUCUAAUUUGGAAAUUCACCCAUAUCCAUAAAUAUUUGCUAGCAGAUAACCGACACUACACAUUCUAUGUAUGGAGAAAAAUCUUUCAGCGACAUGAGAUGGUAAAACACUUGUUGGUUCCAGGCUAUCUCUUUGCUGCAUGGAGUUUUGCAGACAGUCUCAAGGGCAAGUCCGUUUUCUGGUUACUAAUGUUUUACUCCUGUUUGCUGGCUGCCGUGGUCCCUCAGAAAUUGCUGGAGUUUCGUUAUUUUAUUGUGCCGUACCUCAUCUUUAGGCUAAACAUUCCUGUCCCUUCAGUAUCUAAGAUUCUCUUAGAGCUAGCACUGUAUGUGAUCGUGAACAUAUUUUCAUUUUACUUCUUUUUGCAUAAAACUUUCCAGUGGCCUGAUAGUGAACAAGUUCAGAGAUUUAUGUGGUAAACCGAUGGACCAUUCCUACAACAGAAUUGUAUUGAAAGUUAGGAACUUUCUUUUCACUUCAUUUGACCUGCUGCAUGGUCAGUCCAGGCUGCAUUAAUAAGAUGGACUGGGAAUAGAGGCCUCCAGUGUUUUGUGUAUUUGCAUAAUGCAGUGGCUAAAGAGUCAUUGAAUACUGUUGCUUACUUCCCUUUUCUAUUCAGUUUCAGUUAAAGGAAAUGUAAACCUUUAAAGUAAAUUAAUGUAAAAUUGACCAGAGUGCUAUUCUAAGCACUCUUGCAAUUUUCAUUAGUUAUAGUUUUUUCUAAGAUAUGAAUAAUAAUAGACUAAUAAUAUAAGGAAUUUUGUAACUACAGUGUCAGUUUUCCUGCUUUCUUUUUCCUACUAGCCCUAAAUGUUCUAUUCAAAUCCAUGCAUUUCUUGUCAUUUAAAAUAAUUUCUGCUAAACUGUUGAUUAGGUCACCUUUGAAUUUGGUUAGACUACAUUUUUAUUCUUCAUCUAGUAUAGGUAAAUCUUAAACAACUGGACUUGCUGAGUAAUCAUUGAAGACUUUUCACUACUCAUCCGAACAGCUUCUUCAGUUCUGAAGUUCUCGGCAUAUAAACUCUUCUACUAAUUCUAUCACAAUGGCACAUUGUAACUCUUCAGAGAGGUGACAUCUAAAAUUUAUACACCAGUCCCACACCAGUCAGUUGAACUGAAGAAGCUAAUAUUUAUCAGAAACUGAUAUUUACUUUUCAGGCUGCAGAUUUAUCAAGGGUUAUUUUUUUUGCAAAAUGACAAUUUAAGAUAAGUGAUUUUUUUGUAAAGAACAUAAUUAACUGACAAUUUGUACUCCCGUUUAAAUUAAAAUACAUCUUUUCAUUGUAAAACAAAAAUUACAAUUUUUCCACCGUUAAAGUCAUAUUCAUAUGCCAAACAAAAAAAAAUGUUGUUCCCUGCAAUUCAAUUCAGUUAUUUUGACACAGAUUGCAGCCUUUAGAUUUUUUUAUUAUAGUUAUCUUUUGUACAAAUGCAUCAGACUACAAUAACCAGUCAUUCUGUUAUGUCUGAAUGUUGGGUGGUUAUUAACACUUAUAUGCCGUUACAUUUUUUUAUUCAUGUCCAUGGAUGUAGAAAUUGUAAAUUAGUGAGUAGACCUACGACUGGGGGGGUAAGUAACAGCAUUUUUUUUUUUAAAUAGUAUUUUUAUUGAUUUUGAAAGAUUUAACAUAGGUUUGUUAUACAUGGCAGCAUAGGAUAAUAUAUCGGAAUCAGCAAGGUGAAAGUGUUGCUUUACUUGAGCUACACAUAUAGUUUGACAAAAGUCUGAACAGUAGGUGAAAAAAAACGCUCGAUGUCUCGCCUGCUGUCCUGUCUCUGAGAGGUUUGCCAAAUCCGGUUAGCUUUCACUGAGUCGAGAUGUGGAGUCGUUCUUCUGUGCCAUGUACAUUGAGACGGAAAGGAGGAAAGCAAGAAUAGAGGGAAAGGAGGGAGUGAAGAUAAGAGGAUAAGAGUAGGGGUAGUAUGGGGAAGGGGGGUGAGGUAUUAGAAGGAAAAAUUAAAGUUUUAGAUGGGUGGGGGGGAGGUGACAUUCCUGUCUGGGAGAUCUCCUGAUGUAGAUCAAGGGUUAUUUUAAACUCCUAUGAAUUCGAAAUUGGACCAUUGCAAUUUAUUCUAAAAAUCUAAUUUUUCAAACUCGGGUGAAUAGGAUCGACCUGCAAAUUUGAGUCAAAUUCAAUUCGAGUUUUUUUUUUUCCGUCUAAAAAACCGUGAAUGUUUGGAAGGCUGCAAACAACUCCAAAUUGAUCCCAGGACGUCUUCCAUAGGCUAAAACAGCAAUUAGGCAGGUUUAAUGUGGCGAAUAGACGAAUUCGAAUUCUUAAAGGACCAGUGUAUGAUAAAUUUAAAAAAUCAAAUUUAAAAAAAAACUUGAAUCAAAUUUUUACAAUUCCCUAGUUGAACGUAACAGUUUUGGCCAUAAAAAAAAUCUCAGAAAUUCGAAUUCGAAAAUUAGAAUUUUCAAUUCAACCCUUAAUAAAUCUGCCACUAACUUUUCUUUAGGUGUAGCUGCAGGCCGACGCUGUGCCUGUCAGCUAAACACAGACACAUACAGGAGCAGGUCCAAUUCCACUUGUCUACAAAACACAGGCGGAGAGAAGCAGGGCAUGCGCUUAGUGUGACUUUGGCCUAAGUAAUUUAGAUCUCUGUUUAACUGCACCAAGUUUUAUGUGUUAUAUGUAGCAGAGUAUUAUAAUAUCAUGGUGCUGUUCUGAGAAAUUAUUUGAAGCAAAAACAUGAAAGAACCAGUGUAAUUACAGUGUUGUUAGCUUGAGUCAUGGCAGUACUGAGCUCUAGAGUAAUGCACAACUUGGAAGUUUUUGCUGUAUGAGUGGAAUCUAUUAUCAGAAAUGUAUGCUCCUGUUUUGCAUAAUAUGGAAGCAUACCGUCUGACUACUAAAAAGUAUUUAAAAAAAACUGUCUAUCAUUGAUUUACAACUGUAUAAAACUGAGCAAUGUUUAACUUAUUUGCCAAAUAAAUGUAACUACACAUGGAAACAAUAUUCCUAAGUGAUGUAUCAAAAAAUCCCAGGUGUUCAAUAUACAUCUAUGUGAUAUAUAAAAACUUGAUAAAUGGAGGAUUGUGCAAAGUGAAAUAAGCAAGAUAAAGAGAAGAUGAUUAGCUACUAAUAAUUCCUGUACACAGAUGGCACAGAAGUCUCAAAACUGACACUGUAUAAAACACCAAUAGAAACGGGCACUAACUUCUACUACAGAUCCACAAAAAAAUUAUAUAAAUAAACUUAAAAUCCACCUAGUCAAUAAAUCACAGUGUUAUACUGCAACAUGUACAAUUCUAUAAAAACAACAGUCAUUAUCCUGGAGUUCUCUGCAAAUCUGUAUAUAAAUGUAAUUGAUGCUGAAUCAGUGGAUGUACUUAAAUAUAAAUAAAUCAAAAAACAGGGGUCGCCUUUAUAAGUCAUAAAUUCAUAUAUUCAGCACCACUACUUAAUUCACCUGUACAGAAAAAAUAAACGAAAAUAAAUUCUUGUUAAUUCUUCUUAAUAAUUCUGUUGUGUAAUGAGUUAUGAUAAAGGUAUCCAGUGAGUGCAAUCACAGCAUCUUAAUAUGUAAAUGAAGACUUUUAUAAUCUAGAGUUAAAGUAUGUUGGUUCUCCACUAUAGAAUCCUGAAAGUCCUGAAGGUGUACUUUUAUGGUAGCUGCAUUUCCCUUAACACACAACUGCAGCUGUGGAGUGUGGUCACUUCUACUAUAAGGCAAAAAAAAGCUUGGAUUUAUUACCUCGAUGCUGCAAAAAGCCAGAAUCCAAAAAUCCGCCAUCUUCCUCCUAUCGAGGUCAUAAAUAAGUCAAUGGCAGAUGCCCCUAUCCCAAUUUGAAGAUAUUGUGGUUUGCGUUGGGUUUAGCUUGAUAAUCUGAAAAAAAUCUGACUUAUUAGAGUUAUUUCAUUAAUAAAUAAGGCAAAAUCGGUGAUGGGAGUUUGGUCAAUAUUUUUUUAGUUAAAUUAUGAGAUAAAUUCUGAUUUUAGUAAAUAACUCAGUGUAUUUUUUCUUUAAACACUAGAAUCUUUGCUUCCUUCCUGCACUUCUCAUCCAGUUUGUUGUGCCUUUUUAUUCUGUUCACACCUCAUCCAUUCAGGUCUGCAUCCUCCCUCCUAAAUACCUCUUGGCAUUUAAGUAUUAAACAUUUUUCCAGUCCAAAACAGGGAAAAUAAUUAAAAGAAGCACAGGAAGCAAUCCUAUAGCAUUCUAAACUGAGGCAAUCAUUGCCCAUGCAACUACAUAAAAGAUAACUUUUUGCACUUCAAUGAGACCGGCUGCAUUUAUGGUUAUGUAAGGUGUUAUGUGACGUUUUUGGAUGUGAUAGAACAUGUUCCGUGUUAGGUUACUUAAAUUCCUAGAAUAAUAGGGGCCACAAGAUGGCAGACUUUAACUGUCUUUGUACUGGUGAUAUUCCUUUGAAUGGUGGAAUUAUUCUUUUUAUGUCAAUUAUUGGUGAUAAAUUCCUAUUUUUCAUUUUACUCUGUCAACUGUUAAAACAUACAAAUAUAUAUUUUUAAAUAAAAUCUUUAUUUUCA
Xenopus laevis (African clawed frog) is the source of this 5727-nucleotide messenger RNA. It is a transcript of the gene alg10.L, whose product is annotated as ALG10, alpha-1,2-glucosyltransferase L homeolog. Gene Ontology annotation, cellular component: membrane; endoplasmic reticulum membrane; endoplasmic reticulum. Gene Ontology annotation, molecular function: dolichyl pyrophosphate Glc2Man9GlcNAc2 alpha-1,2-glucosyltransferase activity. Gene Ontology annotation, biological process: dolichol-linked oligosaccharide biosynthetic process; protein N-linked glycosylation. The coding region runs from base 244 to 1653 and encodes 469 amino acids. NCBI's taxonomy places the organism in Eukaryota, Metazoa, Chordata, Amphibia, Anura, Pipidae. The record is from RefSeq and is a predicted model, not a curated record. The transcript has 5 exons.